Molecule: messenger RNA, 3166 nt
Organism: Anastrepha obliqua
Lineage: Eukaryota; Metazoa; Arthropoda; Insecta; Diptera; Tephritidae
Gene: barr
Product: condensin complex subunit 2
Exons: 4
Coding region: 132-2681 (849 amino acids)
Biological process (GO): mitotic chromosome condensation
Cellular component (GO): condensin complex
Molecular function (GO): chromatin binding
Source: RefSeq, a predicted model, not a curated record
CAAAGCAAAGCGACAACGAAAAAAUGAACAGAAUUAUUAGAAUUUAUAAAUGAGUCGUUGUUAACUCAUUAACCAUAAACCAGAAAUCUUGUUGUUCAGUAAAGUUUUUUACUGUAGUUUACGAUCGUUCAAUGACUGUGUCUCCUUUCUGUAUGAAUUCGCAGUACGCAAAGAUAACGACGACGCCGGGGCGCACGUCUUUAGCAGUGACCGCUGGACAUUGGAAACACCAGCAGCAACAAGCUCAGCAGCAACAACAAUUGGUGAAUAGUAUCUUGGUACAGCCUGUAACAAGAGUAGCAACCGUGGUACAGCCCCAGAAGGUAAGGGCACAGGAAGCCAGUACCAGCGGCUUCAGUGGCCCUGACAAAACUAACUACACAAAUAUCACUGCGGCCACUAUGACGCCCACCAACACAGAUACGCCGUUGCGUCGCUCUGAAGCGGGUAUGUAUCGUGAGGGAGCACGUAAUGUCAAUGCCAAUCUUGGAACUCCCUUCAACGACGAUGAUGAAGAACGGCGUCAGGCGCGUCGGCGCACCAUGUUGCAAGGUAGCAGCGGUCGCGAGUCCAUGUUCGAGGAGAAUGAGACGCUGAAAAAGUGCCUCGAAAUAUAUAACGGGAACAAGCUUAGUAGAGAAAAUGCUUGGUCAUUAUCGCUGAUUGAUACCCUUUCAACACUGUUAGAUCGUCACCACAAAUCGCUGAAUAACUUUAAGGUCGCUGGCUCCUCACUAGAGGCUUCUUCAAAAGUAUAUGGCCUUCGCGUCGAUUCCGUACACACGGAUGUGCUACGUAUGUCAGCGGGAUUGAAUGCGCAAAAAUUUGCUGAUCGCCAGGUUCAAAGUGAUGACGAUGAUGACGUGGCAACGGGUGGCGAAGGCAACGCAGAUCCAAAUGCGUCAGCUGCUGGCGUUAAUGAGAAUGGUGAGAAGAUUGCCGAAAAGGCCAAACCUAAACCGAAGCGUACGCGUCGCAUUGUGUCAACAAUCACAAAGAAUAAGGAUACCUUAAAUGCGCGCUUAGAUACAGUGCCUUUGCAGGAUCCUGUCUUUGGCAAGUUAAACACCAUUGUGGGUUCAAUAAACUCAUCAAAUCGACUGAUGAACAAUAUAUUGUUGACUACGGAAUCAGAGUUGCGGCUGCGUACUACCUUUCAGUUUUGGGAUGCAGAAGCUGUAGAGUCAGGUUGCGAUUACACAAAGCCACCCGAAUCGAUCACAGCACCUGGAAAUAUCCCUGCUGAAUCAAUGGAUUGGGCACCCUGCGAUCGGUUAAUGCAAAUAAAGCGUAUUGAUGAAUUGCAGCUACGCCCGCUGCACUCUGGAUACGUGAUUUCUGAUACGCCUGAGGCGAUAGAAGAUAAUAAUGAUGAGCCGGGCAGUCUGCGAAGCAGUGUGGAAGCGCCGUUCGAUGAUGCGCCUUUUGAUGGUGCUAAUUGUGGUGAUGGUGGUGGCGAGCACAUGUCUAUGGCAUUUGAUAUCAACGCCGAAUGUGAACCACUGCCGGCAUUAAACGAUCAACCCGCCAUGCUUGAUGUGGACUACAACGAUUUUGAAGAGUUGACCACAGAGGAGCGUACUGCCAUCAACAACUGUCGUGGUUUGCGCAAAGUACCAGUGGUCAUAGAAGAUUUGCGCCCUGUUGAUGCCAAUUCAAAGCUCGAAUAUUCCUAUCGUCCGCUAGAUAAGAUAUCACAAUUCUGGGCCGGUCCAUCGCAUUGGAAAUUUAAACGCGCACGCCCGCGUUCGUCUAUACAGGCCACAUUACAAGGCGUAAAUAAUCAGCGACCAACGGCAAGACGCGCCAAUGCAUUCAGCAAGAAACGCUCGAAGCAACUGCAAUUCGAGAAGGAGUUCGAUGAUAUUUUCGUCAAGUUAGACAAGUACAAAGCGCGUAAAGUGAAUUUCCAAAAGAAGUGGGAUCAACGUAAACUAAAGCUACCAACCGAUUUACAAUUAGACUCGGAAAUGUUUCACAAAUUCAAGUGCGCACCGAGUGCAGUAGUGCAACCGGAUGUUGACGACGAUGUACAAUCGCCGUUGUUGGCUGGUGGAGAUGGUAUGCACGGUAAUAUGAUGGAUAGUAAUACAGCAGGUGAUCACUUUGCCGAUCACGACGGUGGUGGUUGUGGAGGAGAAGGUGGUGGCGAUACUGAUGGAGUGACGGGCAUCGGAGGAAAUGCUAGCUUUGGUGGUGACAAUUUCAUGAAUGUUUCUUCAAUGGCGCUGGGAGAAGAUGGUGUUAUGCAGCAAUCACAGCUAGAUGAUGGAGGUGAUGCGCUUAAUAAUACCGUCUUGGAGAUAGCUACAAGUUUUGAUGGUGCCCCUACUCAGGUCACCAAAAUUAUAGUACCGUUCGCGAAGCGCGCCAAAGUAAUUGACAUGAAAAAUUUGAAACGUUGCUGUACACAAUUGAUUAAUAAACAAAUUAAAGUUCCAACGCCAUUAGAGGAGAUACCACAACAUCCAAUCAUAAGAGGCGAGCACUUUGCGGCAGGCAUGGCCAGCUUUAAAGAGGUAUAUGAGCAUCUGCCCGACAUAUUGUCACAAAAUAUGGUAGAAGCCCUCUCGCCUUCGAUUGCUUUUUACUCGGUGUUGCAUUUAGCGAACGAUUUCAACUUACGCUUAAUACCACAACCAGAUUUAGAAGAUUUUAAAAUACGACAAUUAACGGAUUGAUUAUUGUUGUGUUUAUUUUGAUAUGGAUUCGAUGAGUAAAAAUUGUUAGUGCGACGUGCGACCAGUGUACAUUAAAGCAAUCUGACUUACCGCCCCUAUCCAAAACGAAAAAAAAAUUAACAAAUUUUAUAUACUUGUAAUAAAGGCAUCGUAAGACAUUAAGCAAAUAUAAGAUGUACGCAUAGUUAACUGCAACAACAACAAAAUAGUCGGUUUAGCAAUUAAGCAACUAUAUCUAAUUCACUGUCUUAGUUCACUUUUUAAGUACAUUUUCUGCGCAACUUUAUUUUUUCAUCUUCACUUUAGAAAAUAGGGAAUUCUUUAAUACAAAUUUCAAUGCCUUUCGUUUCACUUUAUGAACACAGCACAAAAAAAAAAAACGUUUGCAAUUCUUGUUGCCUAGAGAAUUUGUUGUAGGUGUUUUUUUUUGUUAAAUUUCGUAUUGAAAUAAAUUUAAAAAACGAGAUUUUUAAAUUUUGAUGAAU